ACGACUCUAAAAAAAAAUUAUAUAGUAGAAAUAGCAUUGAUUACAAAUACUAUAGAUCGCUCGCCGCGGUACUAAAUAUUCUGCACUAAUUUAAAAUAAGACGUCUUGUCAGUUUCUGGCGUUUAGCACUAUAGUAUUUAAUCAAUAGGUAAUAGAUAACCACUAUUAAGUUAUAACAUUAAUAAAUAAUGCUGUGAAUUAUGUUCUAGAAUUUAAAUAAAUGUAAUAUUUUUAUUUUAUUUCAGCUUUCUCAAAAUAUUUUGAAAGCAUGCCUCUACCAAAUGCUAUUUCCUGGUAUGCUCACUAUUCUCCACUUUGGUUUUUGAAAUCAAUUACAGUAUUUGCAGAAAUUAAUGAUUUAUUUGUUCCAUUGAUGUUCUUGGUACCCAUCCGGUCAGUUAAAAAGUUGGCAUUUUAUAUUCAGGUAUUCAUGCAAGUUUGCAUUUUGGCAUCAGGAAAUUAUAGCUAUUACAAUCUUUUAUACAUAGUUUUAUGUUUGUCAUUGUUGGAUGACCAUACAUUUUAUAGAGAACUAGCUCUGGCUAGAACUCGACAACGGUGUUCUUCUGUGUUCACAAGAUUUAUGACGUUCAAUGUUAUUAGCAUACUUGUAGCAGUUUUUCCUUUGUUGUAUAAUUUUCGCAUUUCCACAAAAAAUACACCGGAUUUCACAAUAGGUAAAUUUUUAAUUUUAUAUUAAUAUUCUAAACGUUUUUUUUAUUAUUUAAUUACUUUUUUCAGCAUUUACACAGCAACAAUUUAACGUCAUAUUAGGCAAAAGUUUGCCUUUUAUUGCCUAUUUUGCAUUAGGUUCAUUUGUUUUUGAAUGUUUAAAGGCAUUUUAUUUGUCUCUACCUUUAAGCAGAACUGGUGGUUCCUUUUCAACAUUAAUAAAAUCAACAUUAUAUCUAUCCAUUUGUUUGGGUAUAUUCUCGUUGACUUUGGUAAAUUUUUCUGCUCUUCACCAAAGUGUGAAGUAUACUGUUCCAAAUGAUUUUAAACUAUUUUACAAUAAAUUAGCUCCUUUUAAAAUUAGUAAUUCUUAUUUACCACCUAAAGAAUUUAUCAAUCUUGAAAACCGUAAAGAAAUUUUAAUACAAUGCGCUAAUGAUAUUAAAGGACCAUGGUAUGAAUAUCAGUUCUUAUACAAACCUGGAAAUGUAACUGUUACACCACCGAUUAUUGGUUUGUAUUUUAUUUUAUAUAUGUAGGUACUUAAUUUAAUUUUUACUUAAAUAAUACAUAAUACUAUUUU
Acyrthosiphon pisum (pea aphid) is the source of this 1255-nucleotide messenger RNA. RefSeq names its product lipase maturation factor 2-like. The coding region runs from base 269 to 700 and encodes 143 amino acids. The transcript is spliced from 3 exons. Gene Ontology annotation, biological process: protein maturation. The record is from RefSeq and is a predicted model, not a curated record. Gene Ontology annotation, cellular component: endoplasmic reticulum membrane. NCBI's taxonomy places the organism in Eukaryota, Metazoa, Arthropoda, Insecta, Hemiptera, Aphididae.